This is a messenger RNA of Trichoderma asperellum CBS 433.97, 1390 nucleotides long. NCBI's taxonomy places the organism in Eukaryota, Fungi, Ascomycota, Sordariomycetes, Hypocreales, Hypocreaceae. The record is from RefSeq and is a predicted model, not a curated record.
CGUUGGUAUCCCCUGCCCUCAUCUUCUCGUCCAGCAGCUAAACGUCGAUUUCUAUAUCUAGGAAAGUAGCCAAAAGUGACCAAGAUGGCCAGCACGACGCCAGCAGAAUGGUGCCAAGCCUUCUUCGUGGUCAGCACCGCGAUUUUGUUCUCGAUGCAAGUUCUCCCGGACAACGCUCGCAAGGCCUUUUUCGCAUACGGUGCUAGGCGGCCGGCGCAUACCCAGCAUGGGCCAAAUAGCCAAGCUUCCGGGCAGAAGGCUGAGGCAAAGGCAGAUUCUCUUCUGGUCCUGACAAGCUAUGCCCAGGUGCCUCACUCGUGGUUCAUACACUUCUACAUAGUAUCUGUGUCAUGGUCAAUUUUCUGGGGCUGGCAAUAUAUAUCCAAGGGCAGCAUCAUGCGGGCCAUGGCUGAGAUGCAGCAUCGAUCUGCAGUGGGGAGCCAUUCUCCCGAGGUCGAGCUGAGCGCCACGCUGGUGACUUGGCUUCUGAUGAGCUGCCAAGGAGCGAGAAGACUGUCCGAGUGUCUUUUUGUCUCAAAACCCGGAUCAUCUCCCAUGUCGGCAUUUCAUUGGGCUCUUGGAGUGGCCUAUUACACAGCCGUGGGCAUCAGCGUCUGGAUACAAGGAUCAGGAGCAAUCCUCAAAUCGUGGGUGUCGCCGCAGCCAAUUCAUUUUACACCACAAAUCAUAAUCGGGGCCGCAAUCUUCGGCUUUGCAGGUGCUCAGCAAAAUAACUGCCACAGGUAUCUGGCGAGCCUCAAGAAAUACACGCUCCCAAGUGAGGGCUGGUUUAAGUACCUCGUUUCCCCCCACUACACGUUCGAAUGCCUGGUUUACGUGGGCCUUGCCGUCGCUGCGGCGCCCCGAGGAGCCCUCUUUAAUAGAUCGAUCUUGUACAUAUUGUUGUUCGUCGUGUCGAAUCUCGGUGCGACAGCAUAUGGCACGAAAAAAUGGUAUGCUGAAAAGUUCGGGGCGGACAAGCUGGUUGGAAAAUGGGCCAUGAUUCCGUUUGUAUUCUAGACUACGUUGCUCCUGAAGCUCUAAACGCGCUUUCAUCGCUUGUUGAACAGACCCAAUCUGUUUCCAACCUUGGAAACUUUGAGGACAUCUCGGUAUGUGAGACUAGUGCGGGUUUGUCUCACGCUUUGGCCGCUGGCAAACGCCUCGGGUUCUCGAAGCAACGGCCAAUUUACAAUCGUAUCGGCGGAUAGGUCUAGGUCUUCCUUAAUACCGGAUAUUCCAUGCAGAUAGUCUGUAUAUAGAGUCGCUGUAGUGAUAAGAAGACUACGAGGUUCUUGGAUAAUUCGCCAAGCAGGUUCGGGAUCAAGGGCGCCGUCCUCUUUGCUGCGGUACAGGUUCAGACAGAUGCUGGCGCCCAGGCUGACGGUGC